AUGGUUGAGACUGAGGAGAAGAAGACGAAGAAGAAGAAGAAGAAGAAGGAGCAAAAAGGCAGGUGUGACAAUGAAGCGGAAGCGGACACAUGCAGAGUUCAGUGGACGCGCAUAAUCAUGAAUGCAAUCCUAAUGAGAAAGAGCGUUCAUGGGUAUCAUCCUGCCGCGCGUGUCGUCAAAGCGAUUCCUAACCCUUUCGCAACACUCUCAUUCGUCGGCAUCUAG
This is a messenger RNA of Mesocestoides corti, 225 nucleotides long. The record is from the annotation of a GenBank genome assembly. Lineage: Eukaryota; Metazoa; Platyhelminthes; Cestoda; Cyclophyllidea; Mesocestoididae.